Molecule: messenger RNA, 370 nt
Organism: Staurois parvus
Lineage: Eukaryota; Metazoa; Chordata; Amphibia; Anura; Ranidae
Source: the annotation of a GenBank genome assembly
AUAUAGUGAAUGUGGGGUCCAGGGAGACCAGAUAUAGUGAAUGCAGGGUACGGGGGAGAGUGGAUAUAGUGAAUGCAGGGUCCAGGGAGACCAGAUAUAGUGAAUGCAGGGUCCGGGGAGACCAGAUAUAGUGAAUGCGGGGUCCGGGGAGACCAGAUAUAGUGAAUGCGGGGUCCGGGGAGACCAGAUAUAGUGAAUGCAGGGUCUGGGGAGAGCGGAUAUAGUGAAUGCAGGGUCCGGGGAGAGCAGAUAUAGUGAAUGCAGGGGUCCGGGGAGAGCGGAUAUAGUAAAUGCAGGGUCCGGGGAGAGCGGAUAUAGUAAAUGCGGGGUCCGGGGAGACCGGAUAUAGUGAAUGCGGGGUCCGGGGAUA